CAAUAUUGCUCCCCCUCUCUCUCUCUCUCUCCGUCUCUCUCUCUCUCUCCGUCUCUCUCUCUCCGUAUGUGUUUGGGCACGAAUGUUGAUUUCCUAUAAAUUAGGACAGCAACACUUUUAAUUACUUGGUUGUUUCUGGGUGCUGCAUCAAUUUGUUUCAUGAGUUGGAAUGGGUUUUGCUGACAAUACACUGCAAACAGAAUCAAAAAGUGUGGUAUCAUUCAGCAACUGCAGCCAUUCUGAGGGAAAAUCGGGAAGACUGCCUAUGGAAAAUGGUCAUUAUGAUUCUUGUGCUGGUUUGCCUAAGUAUAAGCGGCGGAGAGUUUCAGCCGUUAGGGAUUUCCCCCCUGGGUGUGGACGAUUUGCCCCACGGAUCUCUUUGAGACUGAAUGGAGAAGCCAUUUGUGUUGGUAUAGCUGAGAAUUCAGUAGACCAGGGGAAGUGUGGUGAUGCAUUUGGGGAUGGAACUAGGCUUGAGUCCCAAUCUCCCAAAGUGUUGGAAAAUUUGGAUCUUACAGAUCAGCCAAGGCAAAAAAAUCAUGUGGAGUCCAAAGCAGAAGCACCAGUGGUAUCAUCUGAUCCGAUGGAUGGGCUUAUUGCAGUAAAUAUAACACCUGUUAAGAUGCCAUCGCCAGGAGCUCCAGACACUUUGAGUAAUGCGGAGGAUAUUGAACCAUUAAAAACUUUAGAACGUGCAAAGAUUGAUGUGCCAAAGGAUAUGGAUAAAGUGGAUAUUUCUGCUCUAGUGGAAUCCAUGGUCCCACGAAAUUAUCCUCCUCCUCGGAGGAUUUCAGCUUUUAGAGACUUCCCUCCAUUUUGUGGAAGAAAUGCUCCACGUCUUAUUAAAGAGAGUGCAAAUAUUAUUCUUGCUUCUACAGAGAACAGGAAUAUUGGUAAAGAGAAUUGUGCUGAAGAAGAGCUGAUGAAAUGUGCAGUGAAGACUGAUGUGAAGCAAGUGGGAGACAAUGUUCAAAAUGGAGAUGCCCACAAGAAUAGAUUGGAGAGGAAUAUUUCUAGUCUGAGAUUGGUUAAUACUCAAGUUGAAUCCGAAGGACCUACUUCUAUGGAUAUGAAGAAUCAAGAUGAGUAUGGAGCUUCUUGUGAGAAUGAGAUGAAGGUGAUCCAAGAGGAUUUACCAGAAGAAAGCAUCAAAUCUCCUCAGGAAAGCAUUCAAAAUCAAUGUGACUUGAAGUCUGAGGCAGCCCCUGAAUCAGGAAAGAGAAUUAUUGGAGGUCUGGAGGAUAAUUUAGAGAUGGAUUUUGCGUUUAAGAUGGAGAAGAAAAGCUCAGGGAGAAAGCUUUUAGACUUAUCUUUCUGUACAAAUACAAUGUUAGAGGAGGACAAAGAAGGUCUGGAGUUUGCAUUGGACAGGGUUGUUGUGCAGGGUCUUAUGGCUGCAGGGAAUGAUCCUUGGAGGCAGGGAAAAAUGGCCCAUAAAUGUAAAACCUUGGCAGGUGGUACAGAUAGAGGCAAAGGGAAGAAAAAUGAUUUCACAAUCCAACAACGUUCUGGAUCUGCUGUCAGGACAAAGAAGAACAAUGUUGAUAACUUUGGAGGGACACACAUGAAGAAGAAUAAGAAUUCAUCUCCUAGUGGCAAGGCUUAUCAAGGCAUAGGUCAGAUGGUUGUAUGGGAUACAAAAGAUGAUGUUCAGCAUGGUAGUGUAUCUGAUGAUUUUCAAUUGGUUAGGAGUUCUUGUAAUUUUGGUGUGACACUUCCUCCUUCCUGUCCCAGCAGUUUGAGUGAUAAAGCCGAUGGUAAUGAUGUGUUUGUCACCAGAAACAAAGUUAGGGAAACAUUGCGUCUAUUCCAAGUUGUCUAUAGGAAACUUGUUAAGGAAGAAGAGUCUAAGUCGAAAAAUAUUAAGAGGCCUGAUUUAGCUGCAGCAAAUGUUCUUAGAAAAAAAGGAAAAUAUGUAAACACAAACAAGAACAUCAUUGGCUCUGUUCCAGGUGUUGAAGUUGGGGAUGAGUUUCAGUACAGGGUGGAGCUUAAUAUUAUUGGUCUUCAUCGCCAAAUUCAAGGAGGUAUAGAUUUUGUGAAGGAAGGUAAUAGUGUCCUUGCAACAAGUAUUGUAGCAUCUGGGGGCUAUGAUGAUGAUAUGGAUGACUCAGAUGUUUUGAUAUAUACGGGUUCAGGAGGGAAUGUAAAGGUUGGAGAUAAGGAACCCGAAGAUCAGAAGCUUGAACGAGGUAAUCUUGCUUUGAAGAAUAGUGUGGAUGCAAAGAAUCCUGUGAGGGUCAUUCGUGGAGUGUCUGAAUCAUCCAAAGCAAAAACUAGGACAUAUGUCUAUGAUGGACUAUAUUUGGUGACGAAGUGUUGGCAGGAAAUGGGGCAACACGGAAAACUUGUCUUCAAGUUUAGGUUGGAUCGAAUUCCAGGUCAACCAGAGCUUGCUUGGAAAGUGGUGAAGAAGUCCAAAAAAUUUAAAGUACGAGAGGGUCUCUGUGUAGAUGAUAUCUCUAAAGGUAAAGAGUUGAUUCCCAUUUGUGCUGUGAACACCAUAGACGAUGAAAAGCCUCCACUGUUUGAAUACAUCACUCAUGUUAUAUAUCCUAAUUGGUGCUGCCCUAUUCCUCCAAGGGGCUGUGAUUGUCCUAAUGGCUGCUCUGAAACUGGGAAAUGUUCAUGUGUGGCAAAAAAUGGAGGAGAGAUCCCAUAUAACCAUAAUGGGGCUAUUGUUGAAGCACAACCUCUGGUCUAUGAGUGUGGUCCUUCUUGCAAGUGUCCUCCUUCUUGCUACAAUAGAGUCAGCCAGAAUGGUAUCAAGUUCCAGCUUGAAAUAUUCAAAACUGAAUCAAGAGGAUGGGGUGUGAGAUCUUUAAAUUCAAUCCCUUCAGGAAGUUUUAUCUGUGAGUAUGCAGGAGAGCUUCUUGAAGAGAAGGAAGCUGAACAAAGAAUUGGCAAUGAUGAUUAUUUAUUUGAUAUUGGAAAUAACUGCAGUGACAGUUCUCUCUGGGAUGGACUUUCAAACCUCCUAACUGAGACAAAAUUAAGUUCUUGUGAAGUUAUGGAGGAGAGUUGCUUCACCAUUGAUGCAGCAAAGUAUGGCAAUGUGGGGAGAUUCAUCAAUCAUAGUUGUUCCCCUAAUCUCUAUGCGCAAAAUGUUCUCUAUGAUCAUGAGGACAAGAGAAUUCCUCACAUAAUGCUGUUUGCUGCUGAGAAUAUUCCUCCCUUGCAAGAGCUAACAUACCAUUACAAUUAUACAAUAGAUCAGGUUCAUGAUUCUGAUGGCAAUAUAAAGAAGAAGAGUUGCUACUGUGGUUCUUCAGAGUGCACUGGGAGGAUGUAUUGACGCUGUCUAGCAAAAGAGUUGGAUUUAGAAGCAGCUGUGUUUUACUUGUCAAAGUAAGUUGCUCUAUGGAUUAGAAAUAAGUAUAUAUCCAUAUAAAUAUGCAUACCUCGACUGUUUGUCUAUAUGUUUCUCUCUCCGUUGUUUGUAUUUUGAAGCAAGCAUACUUCUUUCUUUUUUUUUUUUGUUUUUUUUUUAUGACUAAUUCCCUUUUGAUAAAAGAUGUAUGUCUGUAUGCAUUUCCUUUGUGUAUAUUUUGAACACGUGUGAGUCCCACAUAAAAAUGAGAGUAUUCAUUUGAUCUGUA
Hevea brasiliensis (rubber tree) is the source of this 3599-nucleotide messenger RNA. RefSeq lists its product as uncharacterized. NCBI's taxonomy places the organism in Eukaryota, Viridiplantae, Streptophyta, Magnoliopsida, Malpighiales, Euphorbiaceae. Gene Ontology annotation, molecular function: zinc ion binding; protein binding; histone methyltransferase activity. The record is from RefSeq and is a predicted model, not a curated record. Gene Ontology annotation, cellular component: nucleus. Bases 170 to 3295 code for a protein of 1041 amino acids. The transcript has 2 exons.